GGGAAAACUAAAUUUAAAUAAACGGAUCUAAAAGUGGUAUAUAAAUGGCAGGCAUUCAUAGCCAUGAGUUAGUCUUCGCUCAGUAUUGCAAGAAUUUUGCUCAUAAUUCUUGAAUAAAUCCUAACUUCAAAAAUAACAUAAAUAUUUCUAACAAUGAAUAAGACAUUGAUUUUCGUUGUGAUAGCAAUCGGGUUGUGUCAAUCGGUGUCCAGCGCUCCGCAGACGGCGGCAAAAGCCGAGAAGAAAUGCCCGAAUGAAUCGGUUCGGGAGACGUGUCUUAGCUCUCUCUUCAUAAUCGCCUCUCCGGACAAAACAUUCCCAAACACUACCGAAAGACUCGUUGAAUUUUGCGGCAAAAUUAAGGAAACCGACAAAUGUAUCAAAGAUUACACAACCAGAUGUAUGGAUCCGAUGGGAAGGCGGGCCACUCAAGUGGCAGUCGCCGGCAUUUCGCGGCUCCUCAAAAGGAUGUGUAGAUCUAAUGAAAGGCGAAAGGAGUUUGUGAAGAACGCCGGUUGCGGUAAUGCAAUGAUCGGUGACAUGAGAUCCUGUCUUAACGACUAUAAGAUGGCAUUAUAUGGCGCAGAGAAGGCAGAAGUGAAGCAACGAAUGCCGAUUCUUUGCUGCAAAUUCCAUGACUUCCGCGGAUGUGUCCGCAAGGGUUUUGACAAAGUGGGAGAGACUGUAUGUCCGGACAGUUCCCGUGAGUAUUUCGCUCACAUCGCCGACGCCUUCCAGUCGGAUGUGUUUGACUUGAUUUGCAGUAAUUAUGAGGCGGAGUCCGACAAAUGCAAUGCUGUGGUCGUACCCGUUGUCCAGCCAUCAAACGAUACCAAAUCACUACUCAAACCGCUGAGGAAUGUCCUC
Medioppia subpectinata is the source of this 867-nucleotide messenger RNA. Lineage: Eukaryota; Metazoa; Arthropoda; Arachnida; Sarcoptiformes; Oppiidae. The record is from the annotation of a GenBank genome assembly.